This is a messenger RNA of Lepisosteus oculatus (spotted gar), 3896 nucleotides long. RefSeq names its product SH3-domain binding protein 5a (BTK-associated) (gene sh3bp5a). Lineage: Eukaryota; Metazoa; Chordata; Actinopteri; Semionotiformes; Lepisosteidae. The record is from RefSeq and is a predicted model, not a curated record. Gene Ontology annotation, cellular component: cytoplasm. Gene Ontology annotation, molecular function: protein kinase inhibitor activity. Gene Ontology annotation, biological process: intracellular signal transduction; negative regulation of protein tyrosine kinase activity.
CAGGAUUAGUUGGGACCUCUGCGUGCUUAAUAUAGCAGUUUAUUGCCAUGUGAUUUGCGCUGAGAUGUAAAUGGAGAGGAGUGCGCGAUCCGAUUAUUAACAGCAUAGCAAAACAGGGAGGACAUCCAUUAAUUACAAUAGGCGGCCGGCCCGGUCGAAAGGGUUAAUCGUUUUUUUCCGAUUUCAUCGCCCUCGCUUUUGUGUGCUUGGAGGGAGGGGGGGGGCGGCAGAAGGAGCCGGAGACGAGAGGGGAAGCCUUCUGGAUCAAGUCGGAGCGCAGCGGGCGUCGCCACACCGUGCGGGGCCGCAGAUGACACGGAGGACGGCGGCUUGCUUCCUGCGUCGUGCGCCGUUCCCUUCGAUUCGCGGAGCCAAAUAAGAGCCCGGCAGGAAAAUUACAAUAUUUUCUAUAUCUUUUCCCCAUAUGCCUUAUUGCUGAAGUGGUGGGGAGGGAACCAGAGUGGUCGCGGCGGCGCUUGGAGAACGACCUCAGCCUCCCCAGUUUCCGACCUGGGGAAAGGGAAAAGACAUUACUGCAUUCGGCAAAAUGGACAGCGUGGAAAAGGGACCCAAAUCAGACGAAGAGAUUGAGUCGCCGGAUGAAGAAGAAGAGGAGGAAGCAGCAGCAGAAGAAGAAGAAGAAGUCGACCCUAGAAUUCAGGGUGAACUCGAAAAGUUGAAUCAGUCAACCGACGACAUCAAUAGAUGGGAAACGGAUUUAGAGGAAGCUCGUCAGAGGUUCCGCUCCGUCCUGGUCGAAGCCACCGUCAAGCUGGAUGAGCUGGUGAAGAAGAUUGGGAAAGCGGUGGAAGACUCGAAGCCAUACUGGGAAGCCCGGAGAGUGGCCAGGCAGGCUCAGCUGGAGGCGCAGAAGGCCACCCAGGAUUUCCAGAGGGCCACGGAGGUGCUCCGCGCGGCCAAGGAGACCAUCGCGCUGGCCGAGCAGAGGCUGCUGGAGGACGAGAAGAGGCAGUUCGACUCCGCCUGGCAGGAGAUGCUGAACCACGCCACGGAGAGGGUGAUGGAGGCGGAGCAGACGAAGACCCGCAGCGAGCUGGCGCACAAGGACACGGCCGCCAAGUACAAUGCCGCCAUGAGCCGCAUGAAGCAGCUGGAGAAGAAGCUCAAGAGGACCAUCAACAAGUCCAAGCCAUAUUUUGAAAUGAAGGCAAAGUACUACCUGCAGCUGGAGCAACUGAAGAAGAACGUGGACGAGCUGCAGGCCAAGCUGUCCCUCGCGAAGGGCGACUACAAGACGGCGCUGCGGAACCUGGAGGUGAUCUCCGACGAGAUCCACGAGCGGAGGCGCUCCUCCGCCAUGGGCCCCCGCGGGCGCGGCGUGGGCGCCGAGGGCGACAGCAGCUCGGGGGACGACCUGUCCGGCUUCAAGCUCGAGUCGGACGCCGUGUCCGUGACCUCGGAGGUGUUUGACGAGGAUAACUGCAGCAGCGCCGUGUCGGAAGAGGACUCGGAGACCCAGUCCACGUGCAGCCUCAGCUCGGUGCCCGCGAGUCCGCUGGACCUGCCCAGCCCCUUCCCCACCUCCUACUCCUCCUCCUCCUCCUCCGUCUCCUCUCGGCCCAGCAGCCUGGACCUGCCCAGCCCCGUCUCCCUGUGCGACUUCGGCCUCCUCUCCCCGGUGCUGGGGCCGCGCAGCGAGUGCAGCGGGGCCUCCUCCCCGGAGUGCGACCUGGAGCGAGGAGACCGCGCGGAAGGAGCGGAGGACGAGGCCGACAACGCGCGCAACAAUAAUAACAACGGCGCCGGCCACAAGAAAGCCACGAGCCUGGAGGCGCGGUUCGGCCGCCUGUCCUUAAAGCGCCCAAAGACUGACAACCUGAAGAGCGCCGAGAGAGACCGCUUCAGCCUGGCCCAGCGCCCUGCGGCCGCGGCGCUGUUAGUCAAUGGGCUGUAGGGAGAACUUGUCUUGGUGAAGCCCUACAGGUGCCAAGGACCACUGUGCCAACAAUCGCUCCCCUUGAUUAUAAAGGACCCCACAGAAGGCUUACUCUUCACGACCCCACCCCUCCUGCUAGUCCCCCCGUUGCAAACACUUCGAUGAAACGACUGCCCCUGCGCCGGAGACGGCACCGUUUCUCUGCUCUUGGUCACCUCUGUGUCAUGCGUACACCUCGUAUCUGCGUUGUAAACCUCACGUGCCCCCGGACUGUCCUCGCUCCUUUCCCGGCUGCGUGCAGACGCGCGCCGGUGCUCCCGCGCCGGCUCUGGAGGCGGCGAGGCUUCGCCUUGUGUCCCUGAGCCCUCGCUCAGUUGCGUUUGGACGGACUCGUCCCCGCUCGGUCCACUCUCUUCUUUUGAGGACCCUUUUCACACCAUCGCCAACCACACCGGAAAAAACAGAGCGCUGCAUUUUCCACCUCACUGGUCCGGAUGGAUUGAAUUCCACCGUCUCCCGCUUUCUGUUCCCAGCCAGCCGUCCUGCUGUCGUAAACCGCGGCCCGAAGAAUGAUUCAGAUCUCGGUCACGCGCCGUCUACUGCUGUUGUGCCGAGACGGAAUGAAAUCGGACUGCUGAUGUGAACGAUGAGACAUGGGCGGUGGAAUUAUGAUGUUUGGACUGUGAUGUUGUAACUACCAGCAUGUGGACAAAAGAACACAUGGAGCAACUACUCUGAACGGGCCCUAAUGUAAACAUGGCCGAGACAUCUUGCCCAUGUCUAUGAAUGACACACUUGAGUAGAGUAUAGGCAGCAUUAGGCUUGCUGGAAAAGCACAAGAUGGACUGAAUUACUUCGGAUCUGUGAUGUACUUCCACGCUAACCUGUUACAUCCAAGGUUGCAUUCUUACAGGUACUGAACAGAUCGAACCAGGAAAGGUGAAAUUCCUAAGUCUGUAUUAUUACAGAAGAAUAAUUUGCAAGUAGAAGCACUGGCUGGCUGCUGUCCUUGUGUCACUUCUUAAAUGGAGAACUGUUUCCAAAGGAAAACAAGUCUUAAAUUUUAGUCCUAAAAAUGUGUAUGUUCGUCUGUUGUUUGUAAUGAAGUCUUUGGCCAAAUUGGAUUCUGUGUUGCCAAUAGGAUGUGAACCCAGUCCAGCCACUUCCUUGAGUUUUACGGUCUCUGAAGAGACGCAUGCACGAGUGAGGAACUGGCUUUGUCUCCCGAUGCUUUUUCAACCAGUCUGUCCCAUUGCUGUGUCCCAGCCCAUCAGUACAGCCCACUGACGCAGGGCAGUGCUCACUAGGCGAUGGCUGGGGAAAAAGAAGAUCUGUGUUUUACCAAAUGCCAUCCAUUUAGUCUCCCCUGUACAAAAUGGUGUUUACAUUUAAAAGACAUUUCAAUAUGUCCCCAAACUAUAACAACAAAAAGAAACAUCAGUCAUACAGAGCGGCUAGCUCAGUAAGAAAAGAGUAUCCACGAAUCUUUCAUGGGAGUCUCUCCAGUUGCAAGUGGAAUUGUGUGGUGGCACUGCCUGGACUGUAGACUGCCUUGACAUUCAGGGCUUCACCUGGAAACCAGCCUGAACUGGGGGCCUCCUGUCUGGAAGCAUCGCACAGAAUUUGAAAGGAUUUACCUGAAGCGAAACUGAAUGAACCCCCAGCCUCCUCUGAGCUGAUUUCAUUUGGCUGACUUGGGUUGCUACUGCUGAGCAUCCUUCGUCCUUAGUUCACAAAGCCCAUUAACAGGUACUUGGUCAAGAGUUCAAAUACCACAUUCGGUAGCUGCUUCCUUGCACUGCCUUAUUUUAUAAUGUCUUUUUCUUCUGUAUGUGUACUGUAUUGUAAAGUAUAUGAAUCUAUAUUUUCACUUUCUUUUAAUGUGUGUUAUUAUGAAAACAGGAGAGGAGAUGCCUCUUGUGCUACUGUUUCAUUGUCUUGUACAGUAUCUCACAACGCUUGUGUACCUGUGUUCAAUAAACAGCUAUUCACUGCAUUG